AUGAUCAAAUGUCUUGAUGAUGACUCAACCUAUGAAAUUGCUAAACGGUCAAGAAAAUGGCUUAAACUUAAAAAGGAUUAUUUGGAAGGUAUUGGCGAUACUUUAGAUUUGGUUGUUAUUGGUGGUUAUCAUGGAUCGGGUAAACGUGCUGGUGUUUAUGGGGGUUAUUUGUUGGCUUGUUAUAAUGAAGAAAGUGAACAAUAUGAAUCUAUUGCUAAGAUUGGGACUGGAUUUAAAGAUGAAGAUUUACAAAAUCAAUACAAACAAUUUAAGGAAUUUAUAAUUGACAAGCCUCGUCCUUAUUAUUCAUUUGACCCUUCAUUGGCACCUGACCACUGGUUUGAGCCAGCAGUAGUUUGGGAAGUUAAAGCUGCAGAUAUGUCUAUAUCUCCAAGACAUUUGGCUGCGAGAGGAAUGGUGGAUAGUGAAAAAGGCAUUUCUCUGCGUUUUCCUCGCUUUAUUCGGGAAAGAUCUGACAAAAAACCUGAAGAUGCUUCUUCAUCACAACAAGUAGCUGACAUGUAUAAAAAUCAAGAAUCAGUGAAAAAUAGACAGCCAAAAGCGGAAGAUGGAGAUGAAGAAGAAUGGGAUGAUGAAGUUUAA
Messenger RNA from Meloidogyne enterolobii, 603 nucleotides. The record is from the annotation of a GenBank genome assembly. NCBI's taxonomy places the organism in Eukaryota, Metazoa, Nematoda, Chromadorea, Rhabditida, Meloidogynidae.